AUGGCGGACCUACUCUACCGUUUCAAGCGGUACAACCCCGGGAAAAAGCUCAACCUCAACUUCAUUGCCUAUCCUCCCCCUCUUCCUGAAGGUGUAACCGAAGAAAUGGUCGAGGAGUACGAGGGAGAGGACAUCACAAAGGAGGCCCCAGCCGAUCCCGAAGGGGGUACUGCCGAAGCCGAUGGGGUUGCCGCCGAAGCCGAUGAGCCGCCGCCUGAAAGAAGGCUUCGUACGCUCUGCAAUGAUACUCAAAGGGCUCUCAAAAAAGGGUCACUAGCCGUUGGCCAAUAA
Molecule: messenger RNA, 291 nt
Organism: Prunus armeniaca (apricot)
Lineage: Eukaryota; Viridiplantae; Streptophyta; Magnoliopsida; Rosales; Rosaceae
Source: the annotation of a GenBank genome assembly